Molecule: messenger RNA, 1550 nt
Organism: Macroventuria anomochaeta
Lineage: Eukaryota; Fungi; Ascomycota; Dothideomycetes; Pleosporales; Didymellaceae
Product: carbohydrate-binding module family 50 protein
Exons: 2
Coding region: 396-1481 (361 amino acids)
Cellular component (GO): outer membrane
Source: RefSeq, a predicted model, not a curated record
GCUCCACCCCUGAGACCCUGCAUAUCCAACCCUGCCCCGCUACGUGGCCUCCGUUCUCGACCACAACUCACGCCGACUCUUCCGUUGCAUGGACCGCAGAACGCGACCUCAGUCUCAGAUUGUCUGUUCUAUUGGGCAAGGUGUGGCUGAGGUGGAUUUGCUGUGACGAUGGACCGCAGCUCAACCCCACAAAGUCGCCGCAGAAAGUGGCGGUGUCGGCUUGUUGCUGAGACAAUUUUCGUAUGAUGCGUAUGAUGACACUGCGUAUGAUGACACCGCAGAGAGGGGGCAUGAGGGGCAGUAUAUAAAGAUAUGGGUCGGUGACAGAGACUUCGCUGCGCUUUUACAGAUUGAAUAACCUCUUGACCCGUUCACUACUACCACAAACCAUCAACAUGUCUUACAACCAAGGCGGAUACGGCCAGCAGGGCGGCUACGGUCAGGACAACUACAACAACAGCGGUGACUAUGGUCAGCAGCAAGGCCGUGGUGAGGCCAGCGAAUUUUAUAACCAGGGCGGGAACAACGGUUACGGCCAGCAGCAGCAUGGCGGUGGCCAGGGAGGCUACGGUCAGGAGCCUCCUCAGUACCAGCAGUAUCCUUCUGCUGCAGCACACUCCUCGAAUUCAGGUCGCAACUCGCACAACCAGGGCUACCAGAAUCAGUACAAUGGCGAAGGUGACCCAGAGGGCGACCGUGGCAUCAUGGGUGGCAUCGCUGGUGGUGCCGCAGGUGCUUUCGGCGGCCACAAGCUAGGUGGUCAAGCAGGUCACGGCACCGCAGGUACCAUCAUCGGCGCCAUCUCCGGUGCUUUUGCAGGGCACAAGGCACAGGAUGCAGUGUCAGACUGGAAGGAUGACCACGAUGAGAAGAAGAAGUGGGAGAAGGAGCAAGAGGAGCAGCAGAAGUACAACCAGCAACACCACGGCGGUCCACCACCCCAGCACCACGAGCAGCGCCGCAACAGCGGUGAUGAGCGCUCCCGUGGUGACUUCGGCGGUAACUUCACUGCCUCAUCGAGGGAUAUCCGCCUCGAUGCCCACGGCGACUACAAUCUCCACGCCCAGUGCCGCCGCCCCGACGGCUCCUACCAGUCCAGCACCAUCAGCCUGAACCAGAUCAUCGAGAACGACAACGGUAGCCUCCGCUGGUCGCAGGGCAGCAGCAACGGCGCUUCGACAUACACCGUCCAGCAGGGCGACACACUCCGCGCCAUCGCGAGCAGGUUCUCGCACUGCUCAUAUGAGGACCUUGCUAGACACAACAACAUCUCCAACCCUGACCAGAUCUGGCCUGGCCAGAACUUGCAGGUGCCUGGUGGCGGUAGCCGUGGUGGAGGCAACUUCGGUGCGUCAGCGAGGAACGUUAGGUUGAGCCGUGGUGGACAGGAGCUCGAGGCUGAGCUUGAGGAUUGGCAACAGAAAUGGGUGCUUGGAAUUCGUCUGAGCUUAUGGAGGAGAGUUGCAUGUCUGGUUCCAUGACAAAGACGCUAGCUAGUAUAUAAAAGGCUUGUAUGGCCAUGUUCAACGAUCACUUCAUAACACGCCGCA